Molecule: messenger RNA, 3350 nt
Organism: Pararge aegeria (speckled wood butterfly)
Lineage: Eukaryota; Metazoa; Arthropoda; Insecta; Lepidoptera; Nymphalidae
Gene: Mocs1
Product: GTP 3',8-cyclase, mitochondrial
Exons: 12
Biological process (GO): Mo-molybdopterin cofactor biosynthetic process
Molecular function (GO): GTP 3',8'-cyclase activity; metal ion binding; 4 iron, 4 sulfur cluster binding
Source: RefSeq, a predicted model, not a curated record
AGUUCCUCUUAACAGUUCUAAAAAACAGUUCGCAUGAUCUAUAACUAUCUUUCAAGGUUGACUCAUGACUCAUACGCGGAAGAAGUCGCGAGGGAACGCUAGUGAAUAAUAAAGUUCGUUAUACCCACUUUAUACCUAACUGAAAUGUCAUAAAAUUACAAAUGUCAAAAAUAUAAUAAGGCGAAGAAUAAAGCAAAAAAAUGUCACAGGUACCUUCAUUAAUUUUUAGGUAAGUAUACUCUUUGGACUUUACUGUCAGUGUCAUUAGCAGUAGUUAUAUUGGCAACAACUUUUUCAACAUUCAUGUAAAGUUUUUUAUUUUGCUAAUGUUUACACAACGUAAUUUAUUGCAACAGAACACUGGAACUACCAUAAGCGUAGGUUAUUAUAGAGCCACGUACUACCGAGCCGAAUCGUAUUAAUAAUAUUGCACAUAAAUAUUCGCAUAAAGUAAAGUGAAACUACUGUGCAAAUAAUAAACUACUGAAGUAGUCGCUACCGCAGGUUAAUUUUUCAAUAACGAUCAGUAAGUAUGUAGAUACUUUGCACACGACAUUCAUUAAAAAUUUGAACGCGAAAUAUUCUGUAUAAUAUAAUCGUCGAACUGAGUCGGUACCUGCCUACGUGCUGCAAUUUACAUAUUCAAGCCUCAUUAUCUUUCUAUUUACUUGCGGAGGAAGGCCACAGGAUGUCUUACUGCAACAGUCUGAAGCAUUUGUUGCGUGAAACUAGUUUCCGGCACAAGGGGCUCCCGUGGAACAGCCUGGUGAGCCCGGGCAGGCGUACACAUACUAAUGGGCCGGCCGCGGCCGCCGAGCCCGCCGCCGAGCCCGCGCUGGCGCCGCUGGUGGACCUGCACGGCCGCCGGCACGACUACCUGCGCAUCUCGCUCACUGAGCGCUGCAAUUUGCGAUGCCAGUACUGCAUGCCGGCCGCGGGCGUGCCGCUGAGCGCGCGCUCCGCGCUGCUGUCGCGCGGCGAGCUGCUGCGGCUGGCGCGCGUGUUCGCGGCGCUGGGCGUGCGCAAGGUGCGGCUCACGGGCGGCGAGCCCACGCUGCGCGCCGACCUGCCCGACGUCGUGCAGGGCCUGAGCGAGCUGAGCGGAGUGCGCACGGUGGCCAUGACCAGCAACGGCAUCGCGCUGGCGCGCCGCCUGCCCGCGCUGCAGCGCGCCGGCCUGUCCGCGCUCAACCUGUCGCUCGACACGCUGCGCGCCGACCGCUUCGAGCGCAUGGCGCGCCGCCCGGGGCUGCCGCACGUGCUGGCCAGCCUGGACCUGGCGCUGCAGCUCGGCUUGGCCUCCGUCAAGGUCAACACGGUGCUCAUGAAAGGUUUCAACGACGACGAAAUCUGUGACUUCGUUGAACUCACGAAAGAUCGGGCAAUCGACGUGAGGUUCAUCGAGUUCAUGCCGUUCGCGGGCAACGCGUGGGCCGACUCGCGCAUGGUGCCGGAGCGCGCCGCGCUGGAGGCCGUGCGGCGCCGCCACCCCGCGCUGCGGCCCGCCGCGCCGGCGCCGUGCCUCACCGCCACGAUGUGGCAGGCGCCGGGCUACCGCGGCCGCGUGGGCUUCAUCUCGUCCAUGAGCAAGCCCUUCUGCGGCGCGUGCAGCCGCCUGCGCCUCACGGCCGACGGGAGCCUCAAGGUGUGCCUGUUCGGCGCGGCGGAGAGCAGCCUGCGCGACGCGCUGCGCGGCGGCGCCACGCCGGCGCAGCUGGGCGAGCUGGUGCGCGCCGCGCUGCGCCGCAAGCACAGCCAGCACGCCGGUCAUACAGUUUUAAUAAUUGACGACUCGAUCACGUUGGUUUUCAUUCUAUUUGAAAGUGUCGACGCUUUUGUAGGCAUGCAGAAUCUCGCCCGCUUGAAGAACCGGCCGAUGAUUCUGAUCGGCGGCUAGGCGCCUCCUCUAGACGUUGACGUUCACAGCGCCGGCGCGGCGCGGCGCGGCGCGGCCGCUGCGCGCGUUCGCGCGGGGCCUCACGCGCCCGACGCGCCGGACGCGCUCACGCACGUGGACGCGGAGGGGCAGGCGCGCAUGGUGGACGUGGGCCACAAUCCGGAGACGGCGCGCUCGGCCGAGGCGGAGUGCUGGCUGGUGCUGUCGGCGCGCGCGCUGCGGCUGCUGCGCGGCGCGCGGCUGCCCAAGGGCGACGCGCUGACCGUGGCGCAGCUGGCGGGCGUGCUGGGCGCCAAGCGCGCCGCCGAGCUGCUGCCGCUGUGCCACCCGCUGCCGCUGACGCACGCGCGCGUGCGCGUGCAGCUGCCGGCGGGCGCGGCGGGGCGCGUGCGGCUGCGCUGCGCGGUGGGCGCGGUGGCGCGCACGGGCGUGGAGAUGGAGGCGCUGGCGGGCUGCGCGCUGGCGGCGCUGGCGCUGUACGACAUGUGCAAGGCGGUGGACAAGCGCAUGGCGGUGGAGGGGCUGCGCGUGCUGCGCAAGGCGGGCGGCCGCUCCGACUGGCCGCGCGCCGAGCCCGCGCCCGCCGAGCCCGCGCCCGCCGUGCGCGCGCUCGACGCGACGCCGCGGCCGCCCGGCGAGACCUACGCGCCCACAGACGUCGUGCACUUCUAGCUCGCCACGCCUGCCGCCAAACUUUAUGUUAUAGUUGGUGAUAUUGUUAAAAAAUAUAUUGUUUAUACUUUAUGUUGCUAACCAGCAAAAUAUAAUAAUAUUGUAAGGCAUAAUAUGUAGUAGCCAUAUUUAGUGGUAAUAUUUUACAUUAUUCAUAUAAUUAUAAUUAUGUUUAUCGGCAUUCCUACUGCAGUGGUGAAUUUUGCAAACAAUUUGCCGUCCUAGUACUAAGUAUAUCAUGUAGAAACUGAAUAGAGGGAUGUAGUCCCAUCUCGUCCCUAUUGUUAUAUAAUAAUACCUAUAAUUGAAAUGGAUUUCAAUUAUACGGAGACAGUAUCCCCGAUAACGGUUAGCGCGAUCUGAAAAAAAAACGGACCCCGUUGUCCCCUUUAUCUAUCCUAGUUAUGGGAUAUAUAUAACGUUGAACAACAUAACGUUGUGUUGUGUUGUGAAGAGAUCGAACGUCAAAUAUUUUACCAACAUAAUCAAAUAAAAUGUAAAAGGGGACGACGAGAUUAUUGUUUUAUAUUUUUCUUAAAUUUAAAUAAUUUAUUAAAAAAAUACUUUUUAAUAAAUUGUUUCAAAUCCCACUGUCCCCGUGAAUGAAAACAAACAACAACGGGAACAAUGGGAUCACUGUCCCCUUUAACGGGGUCGAUGAAUCUAUAUUUUUAGGGGCGUUGUAGUAGAUAAAAGAAACGCUAUAUUAGUUAAUACGUAUAAUGAACAAGUCAUUCCAAAAUAACAUCAAUGCAAUAAGUCUUAUUGAACUUGUUUUUAU